This is a messenger RNA of Aspergillus melleus, 1833 nucleotides long. Its product is annotated as GID4/VID24 family protein. Gene Ontology annotation, cellular component: extrinsic component of membrane; GID complex. The transcript is spliced from 3 exons. Gene Ontology annotation, biological process: protein targeting to vacuole; proteasome-mediated ubiquitin-dependent protein catabolic process; negative regulation of gluconeogenesis. NCBI's taxonomy places the organism in Eukaryota, Fungi, Ascomycota, Eurotiomycetes, Eurotiales, Aspergillaceae. The record is from RefSeq and is a predicted model, not a curated record. Bases 1 to 1833 code for a protein of 610 amino acids.
AUGCCUCCGGUCAACACUCCCUCGAAUCACUCGCCUCCUCCCACCUCGUCGCUGCAGCUGAACGAACUAUCCGGCCCACUCCCCUCGCUGCCCGCCUCCGAUGACGCCCAUGACGAUAACGUGAGCUUCCUGCGGUCUCGUGUGCGCUCACCACCUGAUUCCUCCUCGUCCAUCUCGUCUAUCAGUCGUCAGCACCGACGCCGACAACAGACCCAACCCGAGUUGGAUCCCAUGGAUCUGGACAUCCUCGCCCGCAGGCGAUCCCCCAUCGAAAUCAAUCGUCGCAUCCCCAUCGUGCGCAAUCAGCGCGAGUCUCCCCCCAACGCCACCCCCGGCAGCAACCCGAAUCUGAAUCAUCACGGCAACAGUCAUAACAUGCCCAACUACGAAAGUCGGGUUUCCAACCCUCGUUCGCUGUACGGUUGGGCGCCGGCCUCCGAUGACGACGAUGACGCUAACGACGACGCCAACGACGAUGAUUUGACCUACGAACCGCUCCAAGACCCCAACUCCAUUUCCUCCUGGUUUGGCCGCCUCUCCGACCGCAGCGCCGCUUCCAGACGCCAUGCGCGCCGCGAAUACGUCGGUCGAAGUCCACACGCCCUGCCCGACGACCCUGCGGAUAACAACGGUGCCCACCGCUGGAAUGACCCGACGACGGAAGCCCUGUUACAGUCCGUACGACGACAACCUCGUUUCUCACGCACUCGCACCCUACACAACUAUCUGCUAGAUCGCGAACGAGCAGGCACUCAGGACGCAGAGGAGAGCAGAGAUCGGUCAUCCGCAUCCCGCGCAUAUCGCUUCCUACCCAGCAGUCGUGGCGAACCGCCUCGACUCCUGACUCACAGUGACCUGCGCGCUCGCAUCAGCGCCCAUCGACAAUUCAACAUGGACAAUCCCCCGAGUCCCCGCCUCAAGGAGACGAUUAAGUACCUGGACCGACUACGAUACUCCAACUCGUUUGAAGAAAGCCUUACCUCGGCCGCUGCGGGAGGCUUUGCCCAACUCGACUUUCUCCCCUGGGACCAUGAUGACUUUAUCCUAGACACAGCUUCGAUAGCGCCGCCCCCAAUGUGUUCCUGGCUGCGGCCCGGCAUGGUAUUCUCAGGAUCUCAGCGGGCUGCCAGCAGUGCCAGCUCGAUUUUCGGUCAACGAGUACCCAGCCCUUCGUCAUCAUCCCAUGAUCCCAUGGUCGUCAACGGAGGUGGCGAAAAUAACAACCCCAACAACAAUCGCAUCAGCGUGUACACAACGAAUGGUCGACGGUACCUAGCCAACAACAUCUACAACCUGGGGACGGGCAAGGACGAAAACUGGCCGGUGAAAGUCACCAUCCACAAUAUCAACACGCAAGAGAUGACAUUAUCGGGGACGAUGGAAGCGUACAACAUCCCCGAUAAGACCUCCCCGUCCCACGACGCACACAUCGUCACCUUUCUCGAGGGCGAAAUCAUCGACUUUAACACACACACGCUAGAAACGAAGAACUUCAAAGCCGACGCCGAGAUCGACAGUACCUACUGGCGGGAGCUGCAGCCAUUCAAAACGCUCACGGAUGAAGAGAUGACGAGGAACCUGGUCAGUCGGAAAUGGAUUACUGAGGAAUUGUCCAAGGGUUGGAUAUUGAUGCGAUGGAAAGAACGCUGUUUCAUCACGCCCACCGACUCCCGACAAGGCCUCACCAUUUCUGGAUUCUACUACAUCUCUCUCCACCGGGAGAGCGGCCACAUCGAAGGUCUCUACUACGAUCCUGGCAGUUCCCCGUACCAACAACUCUCCCUGCGGCCGGAGACCAAGAAAAUGGUCCGGCCGUCGUACAGCUUCCGCUAA